AUGCUUCUAAUAAAAGAUUUAAAGGAGACAUUUGGCAAAGACUUGACGGAGAUGAAAGAGCAGGUGCAACAGCACGGGGACCAUAUUUCUCAACGCGAAAGCCGGAUUGCCAAAAUUGAGGUUCAGGAAGCCUUGGGAAAGGAUUCAACCUAUGAGCAGCUCAUGGAACCGUUGGAGUCCAGAUAUGGAGACGCGCAUCUGGAACACGUGUUUCGUGCCCAGUUGAAGGAACGAGUGCAGUGCGUGGUGAUGGAUUAUUUCACCAAGUGGCUCGAAGUCUUCGCCAUUCCUCAUCAAGAAGCCUCGACGAUCGCCGAUAAAUUAGUACAAGAAGUAUUCUGUCGGUUUGGAGUACCCCUAGAAAUACACAGUGACCAGGGAAGGAAUUUCGAGUCCCAGGCAUUUCAAGAGACUUGCAGAGUCUUAGGUAUCCACAAAACUAGAACCACAUCUUAUCACCCGCAAUCCGAUGGAAUGGUGGAACGUUUUACUCAAAUAUUGGAGAAAUAUCUGGCGAAAGUUGUGGAGAAUAGGUAA
Bombyx mori (domestic silkworm) is the source of this 537-nucleotide messenger RNA. RefSeq lists its product as uncharacterized. The transcript has 3 exons. Bases 1 to 537 code for a protein of 178 amino acids. Gene Ontology annotation, molecular function: nucleic acid binding. The record is from RefSeq and is a predicted model, not a curated record. Gene Ontology annotation, biological process: DNA integration. Lineage: Eukaryota; Metazoa; Arthropoda; Insecta; Lepidoptera; Bombycidae.